CUAUAGGUUUAGGCUACUACAUGAUACUCUAAUUUUCCCUAUACCCAUCAUGAGGUUGCUACAACCUAGCCUACGAAUGAAGUUUAUAAUGUAGGUGAAAAGGAUACACCAUGGUGCUACCCCAGAGUGUGUUGUUGAGGCUACUGUAGACCCUCAUUGCAAAACAGUGUGUUUUAAUCAGUUAUUUAGUGAUGUGAAUAUAUUUAAUAUAGUUUGAUCUAAAUAAGGCUAACAUUUUUUAUGUUUUGCAAUUUUUAUUUUUAUGAAAUUCACUGAGUAGGAUGGUCCUCCCCUGUUUAAUUAUAGCUUUAUAAAUUAAAUGUAGUUAUUCUUUAGUUAUUAAUGUGUUAUUAUACAAUUUGGUGAGACUAAAAUGACCUUAAAUAAUAUCAUUUGAAUCUUUUAUACACAUUUUCUUUAUAUAUUGUUCCACCUACAUUCUAGUGCACUGUCUGUACUCAGGGUGUUGCAUUGUUUUGAUAUAUGAUGUUAUUAUUUGAGAUAUCAUGAGUGCAUUAUGCCAGUCAUAGCCUAUAUGACUUUAACUGAUUUAUCUUAGUAUACCUUAGUAGACAUAUGUGUGUAAUAUUUGUUGGACCUACAUAAAGAUUUGAUAUAUUUUUUCUGGGAAUAAUGUAAUUUGUAAUGUGUAUAUGUAUGGUCUUUAUUGUAUGAAAAUAUAACAUUAUUCUCAAUCAUUGAAACACUAUAAUCAGACUCUCAAAUAUGAUUUGAAUUAUGUAGCCUACUUUUUGAGCAUUGUACUGCCAUAAUAAAUGUUUGAUAUUUUUGUAUUCCUUUUGUUGUUGUUUUUGCUGUUUUUAAUCAUUGGUCUUUGUAUAAGUAAAUUGCCUACAUUUCUAUUCGUUUUUGUUGGAAACGGCUUGAGUGACAAGUCAUGCGCUGUGCGCAUUGGCUAGAGACGUUGCGACGCAAAUAUACCUCUGUUUCACUGGAAGCGCUGGACUGUUGGAAAGAAGGAACCGACCUGAAGCAGUUGGGACUAUUGGCAGUCACAAUUUACAACAUAAUAACCACAAUUUACAACAUAAUAACCACAAUUUACAACAUAAUAACCGAUCGAAGCCUUCAACCUACCCACAACACCAACCGUGUUUCCUUCGGAGAAUGGACACUCUUGCAGUAAUAGCAUCACCUCCUAGCUGAGAGAAUGAACAGGACGGCCAGCCUAUCAGGGGAUACCCUGAUCGCGUGUCACUUCCCCCUGGUGCAGCUCCCCCCCUGGCAGCUUCCUGUGCAGGCGGCUCUGUGCAACGGCUCUGCCAAGCAGCCUGGUCGGCUGUGCUCCAGCUCCGUAGGUCUGACCCGUGCCGCCUCCCUCCCCGAGCAGGACAACCUCCACAGAGAGCCCUUCCACAGGAGCCUCAGACACAUCUCCUCCAGCUACUGGAGCCUCAAGGAAGACCGGGGCGAGGAGGAGGGCGACGGGGAGGGGGGCAGCGACAGCAGCGGGAGGUGUGACUCUGGAUCAUCACCAGAGGAGGCAUCACAGAUGACCAUCUCCCAAAGACAUAAAGAAGACCCUGUAGUUAGAGGUUCUUUACGGUCACACAACUCCUUCCUCCCGAAUGAAGGGGUGGAUGAAGAUGAUGAGGAUAUUGAUGGAGAUAACCUGCACAGAUACCACGAGGACUCCUCUUUUGUGUUGCAGCUGCAUGGGAACUCUAACUGGGCCCUGAGUAAUGCUGGGAGGUGGACCUCCAAACCUAGGCAAUCAGCCAGUCAGCAGAAACAUGACAACAAAGGUAAUACUGUGUUGAUGGACUGUGGGGAGCAGGAGAGACUGGAGGACAUUGAAGAUAAUAUGCUAAGAUGUGGUGAUGAGGGCUACUGCUUCAACUAUGGCCAACCAAAAUGUUUCCCUGAGUCUUUCUCUGAUGGUCAUCUGGAGUAUGUCACAGACUCCUCCUGCAACAGCUCUGAUGGGGUUCUCGUCAACUUCAGCGCCAUCUACAAUAAGAGUAACAACCCUGCCUCCCCAAACAACCUCAGCAGCCCUGCAGUGCAGUCCUCCCAGCCAGCAGAUGGCUCUGUCUUCCUAAACCUGCACCCUUUCCCCCAGGAGUCCCAGGGGCCUCAGGCUGCUGGACCUACUCAUGGGAGCCGAACAACCUCCUCUCCUCAUGACUGGGGGCCUUCUGCCCCCUGCUGGUCACCGCAGGCGCUGGACUCCAACUGUAACGUCUACCUUCCUGACGCCCAGAGCCUCCUGUCCUCUCUGGAGGUCUCUGACCUCACUUCCUGUCUCCAGAGCCAGGCCAGGCUGCUGCCCACAGGGACCACCCAGAAGUACUACAAGCUGGUGACCUGUGACCUCUCAUCCCAGUCAGCCUCGCCUAGCCCAGCCUGGUCCAGCACCACCAGUGUCACCUCAGAGGGCCAAUACGUCCUCUUCAGUAAGGCCCGGGGAGAUCAGGGCCAGGGUAACAAACAGCAGGAAGAAGGCUCAGACAAAGAAGGGAGGAGAGCUACCCUAUUGCACCGUCCUCGCUGUAUGAGCUGGGACUCCCAACAUGUCACCUCCUUCACUGAGAUUGCCCACUGUAAGAGACAUACAGACAGCUGUCAGAGCUCCAACCACUCCCACACCACCCAGGACCUGUGUCCCAUCCAGGAGGCAGUUUCCCUGGGCCAGAGUAGCAGCCACUCCCCCUACUGGGCGUGUUCAUGGGCCACUCCUGUGGUGCGCUACAGUAAGGCUCAGAGGCCCACCUCCCUGCCCAUCCAGCCCUUCGUCCUGCUUCCCCCAGCCGGUAAACCUCAGAGCCAGCCCCUGGGCUCCCUGCUGGACCAGUACAUCAGCCACAAGAGCACCAAGCCCAGCUCCCAGCCAGGGUUCAAGUGCAAGGGCAAAGGCAACAGACUCCUGACCCACCUGCGUCCCUCACCACUGGGCAGCUAUGGAGCCAUCAUCCUGGAGGGCCCCUCUAGCUCUGAUACCUGCUCCACCUGCACACCAAGUCCAGAACGCUUCCAGUCCAGACGCAACUGGACACACUCCAGUCCUUACAGUAGCCCUGGCUUUACUUUGACCAGUCCAAAACAAGCUCAAAUAAGCACAAAACAAUCUAAUACCGAACUAACCCAGGUUCAUUCAUGCCAGGACCAGCUUUUUGCAGACCUAGACCAAAGCUACCCCAGCCCAGGUCAGGCCCACAGUAGCCCAAAACAGUCUCAACGUAAAGAUUCAAUCAAACGUAGCCAGGACAUGGCUCAGAUCUGCCAAGAUCUUAUUCACCGGUUUCCAGAGCAGAAGAGCCCCAGCCCAGUCCUCCUGACCCACAGCCCUCACUGCCCCAUCACCUCCCAUGUAGCAACCAUGUCACCCUCUGCCAGUCACACCCAUCAUCCAGACCUGCUGGUGUCCUUCUCUCCAGACCAACCCUUACCGCCCCACAAGGGAACCCCACUAACCUCAGUACCUAAGGCUGGGUCUGCAGUCUCUCACUAUAGCCUGACAGCUGCUCUCUCCUCAGUGGCUCCUCUGUCCUCUCUGAGUGCCCUCCUGAAGCCCCUGGUGUCUGCAGGGCCCAGUGUGAAGCAGCAGCAUCAACAACAGCACUGUGACUCCUUCAGCCUGAGUGACAGUUGGCCACCUGUGGAGUUCUGCCUGUCACCUGAAGCCUCCUACGAGUCUCUGUCCAUCAGCCAUCUGCAGAGGAGAGGUCUGCUGAAAUCUGUGAGCUUGGCAGUGGAUUUGGUCAUGGCUCAUUUUGGCACCAGUCGAGAUCCUGGGGAAAAGAUGCAGCUAGGGAACAGCUCUAGGAGUCCCACCAUUGGUGGUCUAGUUCUGGAGCAUCUGUGUCCCACCAUCCAGAACAUUCUGCAGGAUGGCCUCAGGGACCACAAACUGGACCUGAUAAUCGGUCAGCGACGCAACCACGCCUGGAACAUGGUGGAGGCCUCCACUCACACAGGCCCUACCACCCGGGUGCUCCACAGCCUGCUGUCCAAGGUGAGGCAGUGCUCCCUGCUGACCAGCCACUGUAUGAAACUACGAGCCUUCAUCAUGGGCCUGCUCAACCUGAGGGCCUUGGAAUUCUGGCUGAACCACCUCUAUAACCAAAAAGAGGUGGUGACAGCUCACUACCAUCCAUGGGGUUUCCUCGCCAUGUCGCAGGAGCAGUGUCAGCCUCUGUUCCAGGAGCUCCUCCUCCUGCUGCAGCCUCUCUCCAUUUUACCCUUUGACCUCAACCUGCUGCUGGAGCCCCGCCUGCUACACAACAGACAGCUCUGCUCCGAGGAACAAGCUCCACCAUGCUCCACCUUUCUCAUGACCAGUUGUCACCUGUUGAAAGGAGACAGAGAAGACAGACGGGGGGCAUAUGGCUUUAUGGAUGGACCCAGGGAGAACAGCAGGCCAACAGGUGACCCACACCAGCUGGUAGAGCAUCUUCAGGGGUCCUCCCAGGUUUUAAAGGUCAUGGGUCAGGAGAAGAGGGUGAGGCCUGUAGGCGAGUCUAGCAGGAACCUGUGGUCAGCCACCAUUCCAGGGUGGUGGCAGAGACAACCUUCCCACACGAAGGGGGUGGUGGAGGGGGUGGAAUGUGGACAGAUUUACAUGCAUGUCAUCCACUCUGAGCCUCAGCAGGGGAUGGAGGGGAGGAGAGAAGAGGAGACUUCACAGGAGGGCAGGAGGGAGGGAAGGGGUCCGGAGACCCCCAGGAUGACGGCAGACCCCCAGGAUGAGAGCCCUUCCCAGGGUGGGCUACGCUGGGCCAAGCUCUUUGGAUCAGGAGGGGACCACCCCACCAGGACACAGAGGGCACCCCAAAACCUCAAUGGGACACAGACCCAGAAAAGGAGACCUUCACAGUGGCUGCAGUUGGACAGCUCUCAGCUGGGCCUAUUGGCUCAGACAGUGUGGUCAGGGAAACUCCCAGCUUCACAGCCUGACCGGAAACACCAGACAUAGACAUGGUGCCCCAGGACCACAUUCUCUCACCCCUGAGAUGUUGAACGGAGAGGGGUAGGGAGAAGAAGAAAAUAUACAUUACCAAAAAUCUCAACCGCAUGAUCCUGAGUCAGUCUUAUUGUGCAAAGUGUUACACACAGACACCUAAGCUAGAACACACUCACUGGUCAGAAAAGCACAUUACACCAUUUGAUACAACGGUCUGAGCAUGGGUGAUACAUUUUGCUGUAUGUCAUUUUAAGGCAAUAACAACUCCCCCAAUGUUUAGUUAUAUUUACAAGUGCUUCUGUUCAUCUGUCAUGAAUUGGAAUUUAUGCAAUAGAUUCUCCCUGUGCACAUGUCUAUCAAACUAUGUGGUCAGAGAGAGGCUCUACCCAUGCUACGGUCUUGCCUUAGGAUCUGAAAGCCUUGUGGACCAUCCCAGACUCUCCAUAAGAAACCAAUUAGCAUUUAAUGGAACUGCAUGCAUACUGUACAGUAUCAUCCUAUUCUCCUAAUAGUAUCAAUCUGUCCUCUACCUUCCAACCCCUAUACCCUGUCUAUUCUAUGUGCGAAUGGAAUGUCAACAGAAAAUGCAGAAAGGCAAUCUUUACUAGCCAUGUUAGCUAGUGCCAAAUGUUAUGCCACUCAGUAGCCUUGUGCAGUGGCUUAUCUUCCAAAAGGAGGUUGCCUUCAUAUUCAGCUAGACAAAUUCAAUACGUGUUUGUGAGGUAAUCCAGACUGUAGCAUGGUAAGAUUUCUGUGCAUGUGUAAAGAAAUAUAUAUGUUCAAGGACUCAUUAGGUGCUAAUUUCAUCCUACUACUUUGUGUGGUUGUUCUACCUAUAUCAAUGUCCUAAUAUAUUGUUUUUUAUGAAAGAGAAGUAGAGUUUUGUAAAUAUUUAGGUAAUCAAAUCCUAGAUUUGUGGAACCGUUAGGAUCCAAAUUGAGUGCGUGUGCACAAUAUUAAGCUAUCAUGUUGUGUUUCAGGUGUACACUGUUUUGAUAGGCCAGUACUACUAAGCUAAGGAGAAAAAGGAAGUCUGAAAUUGCGUGACAGGAAUGACUUGGUUAUUAUAACCUCUGCAAUAAUGUGAAAGUGAGUUUAUCAUAACCCCUCUCAUCUUUCCUCCCCAACCUAACUGUCCUCAUCUUAUAACCUUAGAAGAAUGCACCCUCUCUGAGUGUAAGUUCCCUGUGACAAUCAACCUUUGCAAAUAAAGAUAACUUAUUGAUUUA
This is a messenger RNA of Coregonus clupeaformis (lake whitefish), 6153 nucleotides long. Its product is annotated as iporin. Gene Ontology annotation, cellular component: cytoplasmic vesicle. Bases 1172 to 4936 code for a protein of 1254 amino acids. Lineage: Eukaryota; Metazoa; Chordata; Actinopteri; Salmoniformes; Salmonidae. The transcript has 10 exons. The record is from RefSeq and is a predicted model, not a curated record.